Messenger RNA from Lotus japonicus, 431 nucleotides. RefSeq names its product auxin-induced protein 15A-like. NCBI's taxonomy places the organism in Eukaryota, Viridiplantae, Streptophyta, Magnoliopsida, Fabales, Fabaceae. Gene Ontology annotation, biological process: response to auxin. The coding region runs from base 1 to 315 and encodes 104 amino acids. The transcript has a single exon. The record is from RefSeq and is a predicted model, not a curated record.
AUGGGUGUUCGAUUGCAAUUCGUGGUUGUUCAUGCAAACAGGAUGUUCAAGUCACAAAAUUUAUUCCGGAGUAGAAAUCAGUAUCAAUCGAAUAAUAAUGUUCCAAAGGGGCAUGUAGCAGUGUAUGUUGGAGAGACGAUUCAAAAGAAGACGCGAUUUGUGGUGCCAAUAUCAUAUUUGAACCAUCCUUCAUUUAUGGACAUGCUAAACAGAGCUGAGGAAGAGUUUGGGUUCAAUCAUCCAAUGGGUGGUCUCACUAUCCCUUGCAAAGAAGAAGCUUUCAUCAAUCUUACCUCUCAAUUGCGUGCCUCCUGAGAACUCAAGGAUUCAUUAUCAUCACCAUGUAACAUCUUUUUUCAGUUUUGUUCUUGGUACUCAACAUUUUUGACAAAUAGUUAAUAAUUAAUGUAUUCCAUUAUUGUAAAUUACAG